AUGACGGAGCAAUCAAGCGCGGUACCAGAGCCGCGUGCAUUCCUGACAGAGAAUCCUCUGCAGGCUGACGAUGAGGGUUUUGACGACGGUGCCUCCCUAAAUUCAUACGAGAACGGCCGUCGCUAUCAUGCAUUUCGCGAGGGCAGCUACUUUGUGCCCAACGACGAGGAAGAGCAGGGCCGUAUGGAUCUAGUCCACCACAUCUACCGGCUCAUACUCGGAGGAAAGCUGUACUUGUCGCCUCUGAAGGACCAGGUCGGCCGCGUGCUCGACAUGGGCACUGGAACUGGCAUCUGGGCCAUGGACUUUGCCGAUGAGCAUCCAGAGGCCGAAGUGCUGGGCACGGAUCUGAGUCCUAUCCAGCCGAACUGGGUCCCGCCUAAUUGCAUCUUUGAGAUCGAAGACUUUGAGUCCGACUGGCUCUAUGGCCGUCCGUUUGACUUUGUCUUUGGUCGCGAGCUGGAGGCCUGCAUCGCCGACGACCGGGCCUUGUUCCGCCGCGUCUUUGAGAAUCUCAAGCCUGGCGGCUACUUUGAGAUGCAGGGCGUCAACCCGGAGUUUCUGUCCGACGACGACACGGCGAAGAAGGCCCUCAACGCGAACAAAUGGAUGCAGCUCAUGGUCGACGGCGCCGCCAAGUUUGGCAAGCCCUUUGACACGCCCAUCCACUGGAAGGAAAAGUUCAUCGAGGCCGGUUUUGUUGAUGUGAAGCAGGAGGUUCGCAAGCUCCCUAUAGGCGCCUGGCCGAAAGACCCCAAGCUCAAGGAAAUCGGCAGGGCGCAGUCAUACCAGGAGCUGCAGGUCAUCGACUCGUACACACCGGGCCUGCUGUCACGUGGUCUCGGCUGGUCCGCCAUUGAGAUCAACGUCUUCAUGCCAAUGGUUCGCACAGAUCUCAAAAAUCCCGACAUCCAUCUCUACCUGCCCGUCUACUUUGUCUGGGGACGGAAGCCCUAA
Molecule: messenger RNA, 957 nt
Organism: Grosmannia clavigera kw1407
Lineage: Eukaryota; Fungi; Ascomycota; Sordariomycetes; Ophiostomatales; Ophiostomataceae
Product: methyltransferase type 12
Exons: 8
Coding region: 1-957 (318 amino acids)
Molecular function (GO): methyltransferase activity
Source: RefSeq, a predicted model, not a curated record